Molecule: messenger RNA, 469 nt
Organism: Monomorium pharaonis (pharaoh ant)
Lineage: Eukaryota; Metazoa; Arthropoda; Insecta; Hymenoptera; Formicidae
Exons: 3
Coding region: 19-342 (107 amino acids)
Source: RefSeq, a predicted model, not a curated record
ACACUACAAAUAGGCAUAAUGAAAAACAAUAGCUCGUCCACUGAUUUAUGUGUUGAAGAUAUUGAAGCAAUAAUAUUGGAGAAAUCUGAUACUCAAGAAACAUUAAAUAUGUUGGUUGAGAAAUCAAGAAAAAAUACUGAUGAAGAUAAUUAUAUGAUUCUUACAAAUGACUUCUCAAAAAGCACACUACAAAUAGGCACUAUGAAAAACAAUAGCUCGUCCACUGAUUUAUGUGUUGAAGAUACUGAAACAAUAAUAUUGGAAAAAUCUGAUACUCAAGAAACAUUAAAUAUGUUGGUUGAGAAAUCAAGAAAAAAUACUGAUGGAGAUAAUUGGACUUAGACCGAAAUCAAAUUAUGAUUCGGUUUCAGUUACGGUUUAAUAAAAUAUUUGAAAACUGUACCGAUUCAAUUUCAGUAUAAUAGGUUCAAAUUUCUUGAUAAAUAAAGAAAAUCAAAAACCGUUUAAA